GCAUCGUUCUGAUUCCGUCGAGCACGCGGCCAUUCACAGUUUCGGGUCCCUCCGGUGACUCUGAAUGACCAGCCGGAGCGCGUCUCCUUCGCCUUGCAGACGCAUUUUAGGCUUUGUUCCGUUUAAGCCGGUGGUUUGUUAUCAGCGAGUUAAAGUUCGGCUUGUCUGCUCUAAACGAUGCUGAUGAAGUUGGAAAGUAAUGAGCGAGGAUGCUGAAACUGCUGGCAAGCCCGCUUUGUUCGGAGGAGCGCAAGGCUUUUGUGCCGCUGUCAUCCCGCAGCUUUUUCCUUGCUGCUUUGUCUUCUCCUUGCCCGGUGAAACCAGCCGUGAGCAGUGUGGUUUGUCUGGGUCGGACUGCACCCACCAGUUGCAGUGCCGUCAGGUCAGAGCCAUGAGUCUGUAUGGGGCCGGUGCCGUUGGGGGGACCAGAGGAGGAGGAGCAGAACAUUAUAGGGAACAGCGACGACGCUCCAGUGAUCGCUCACGGGACUCAUCGCACGAGAGAGGAGAGAGCCAGCUCACGCCAUGCAUCAGGAAUAUUACUUCUCCAACGCGACAGCAUGACCGUGAACGAGGUGAUGGAGGCUCCUCCUCCAGAUCAUCCAGCCCUCGUCCUCCAAGAGUUUCUCAUUCUUAUUCACAUAUAGGAGGUGCUCUGAUUGGGGGACACAUACCACGACCGCUGGGCCCCGCUGGGGUAGACCACCACUCCAGAUUUUUAGGCCAAGGGCCCUGUGACAUGAUCUGCGUGUAUGACCUUGGCAGCAAAGAGCAUCGAAGCAGCCUGCGACCAGGAGAGAGAGUCACGCUCAUUGUGGACAAUACGAGAUUUGUGGUGGAUCCUGCUAUCUUUACAGCUCAACCCAACACCAUGUUGGGCAGGAUGUUUGGUUCCUGUUGGGACAACAACUUCACUCGGCCCAAUGAGAAAGGAGAGUUUGAGGUGGCUGAUGGCAUCAGCUCCACUGUAUUCCGGGCCAUCCUGGAUUACUACAAGUCGGGGAUAAUCCGCUGCCCUGACGGCGUUUCCAUUCCUGAACUGAGAGAGGCAUGUGACUACCUCUGCAUCUCCUUCAACUACAGCACCAUCAAGUGCAGAGAUCUCAGUGCACUGAUGCACGAGCUGUCCAACGACGGAGCCCGGCAUCAGUUCGAGUGUUACCUGGAGGAGAUGGUGCUGCCGCUGAUGGUCGCCAGCGCCCAGAGCGGGGAGAGGGAGUGCCACGUGGUGGUGCUGACUGACGACGACGUGGUGGACUGGGAUGAGGAGUACCCGCCACAGAUGGGAGAGGAGUACUCUCAGAUCAUCUACAGCACCAAACUCUAUCGCUUCUUCAAAUACAUCGAGAACAGAGACGUGGCCAAAUCGGUGCUGAAGGACAGAGGACUGAAAAAGAUCCGCCUGGGAAUAGAAGGGUAUCCAACCUAUAAGGAAAAGGUGAAACGACGUCCUGGAGGCCGCCCCGAGGUCAUCUACAACUACGUCCAACGUCCCUUCAUCCGGAUGUCCUGGGAGAAAGAGGAAGGAAAGAGUCGUCAUGUGGACUUCCAGUGUGUUAAGUCAAAGUCCACCACCAACCUGGCUGCAGCCGCAGCUGAUAUUCCCCAGGACCAGCUGGUGGUCAUGCAGCCUCCAGGCCCACAGGUGGACGAGCUGGACACACUGCCCCCUCUUCCAGGUGCCAACGAGCUUCACCAACCAGCAAUCGGGCAGAUGCCAGAGAACCACCCAGGAGCCCGGCUGGCGCAGCUCUCCGAGGGUCCGAACCAGCAGGACAAUCCGAGCCAGGGUGCGCACAGCCAGCCCCGGGGCAACCAGCAGUCACACAGCAGCAGCAGCCACUGUCAGGCAACAUACCACUAUGAUCCGGACCCCGACACUCCGUCCCCUUCAGCAUGACACCGCUCACUGCUCCUGCAGAGCCACGUUCACAAGAAGUGCUUUCAUCACAAAGCUGCAGCCAGAACUGAAGGUUUGCCAAAAACUGGCUCUUAAAUCACAAAAACCUGGUAAUCCUGAAUGCCAAGCACAGUCCAAAUUUUCAGAAUAAAAGCACCUGUUGACGACAUGAACACAGACUCCCAUCCUCCUCUUCUUCCUGAGAGGCAAAACCACCACUUUGCCUUCUGCUGCGACACAUCAAAUGAAGCAGAACUCUGAAGCACAUCAGCAGCUGUCCUCACUCAGUUUAUUUAUCCGACCAAAGGAGCGGCAUCGUGUUAAUGUGAAGAGGCAGAGCAGAGUGCCGUUUUACAUUUUAGUGGAGUGUGCGCGAGAACUUUGAUUGGUUGUUACUGCACCUGAUUGGUUAAUUUGUUUUCAGUGCCUCAUCAUAGUUUAUUUAUGUGUUAAGAUUCAUUUUUUCCUAUAUAUUUAAAGGCGUUUAUAAAAACCCGUUUUACACAACAGACAAGGUCCCACUCACGUCUUCUGUUUGAGUUACUUUUAAACUUGGCACAGAUUUAUGGCCGCUGCUACAAAAGAUGUCAGGAAAGAUGUUGUACAUUUUCUAAAUAAACUGUAUUCACAACAA
Messenger RNA from Girardinichthys multiradiatus, 2534 nucleotides. Its product is annotated as BTB/POZ domain-containing protein 10-like. The coding region runs from base 200 to 1900 and encodes 566 amino acids. Gene Ontology annotation, cellular component: cytoplasm. Gene Ontology annotation, biological process: positive regulation of phosphorylation. NCBI's taxonomy places the organism in Eukaryota, Metazoa, Chordata, Actinopteri, Cyprinodontiformes, Goodeidae. Gene Ontology annotation, molecular function: protein binding. The transcript is spliced from 8 exons. The record is from RefSeq and is a predicted model, not a curated record.